Messenger RNA from Jaculus jaculus (lesser Egyptian jerboa), 2217 nucleotides. RefSeq names its product immunoglobulin superfamily member 6 (gene Igsf6). NCBI's taxonomy places the organism in Eukaryota, Metazoa, Chordata, Mammalia, Rodentia, Dipodidae. The record is from RefSeq and is a predicted model, not a curated record. The transcript has 6 exons. The coding region runs from base 44 to 763 and encodes 239 amino acids.
CACAAGCCACGCUCUUUGCAAAUGCACUCCAGCACACGCAGAAAUGGAGACCAUGAACAGAGGCAAUGUUGGUCUUGGUGUGGAAAUCAGCCUGAUUCUAUUUUCUGUUGGUGUUGUGAGUACCUGUACUGUCUCUGUCAUGCAGCCAGGUUACCUAGAGGUGGACUACACUCACCAGGCUGUCAUCAUAGAGUGUAUCUUCUUCACAACUGAUUGUCCUUCAGAGAAACCAACAAGCCUGUGGUUCCGCUAUGGUGCGCACCAAACAGAGACUCUGUGCUUGGACAGAUGCAGCAGUGAGACAGACAAGUUUACAGUGACAGAGACCCUGGGCAAGAAUCAAGUCUCUCUCACCGUCAACAGGGUGGCUCCAAAUGACAGUGCAAUUUACAUCUGCGGAAUCGCAUUUCCUAGUGCAGUGGCACCAAGAGCUAAGCAGACUGGAAAGGGGACCAUGCUGGUGGUAAGAGAAAAUAAGCUUCUUAGCAAGGAAGUGCAUAGUCUCCUGAUAGUGCUCUUAGCACUGCUCUCCAUCUACAUCACUGGGGUAUGCGUGAUCUUCAUAGUCCUUUCCAAAUCAAAAUUCAACAUCCUAAGACACAAAAGAAACAAUGAAGACUUACAAAAGAAGAGUGCCCGGCGUGUGUUUCAGGAAAUUGCUCAAGAAUUAUACCGUAAGAGAUAUAUGGAAACAAGCCAACAACCUGAGAAAGAGGAUCCUUAUGAAAACAGAAGUGCACUCUCCGACCAGAAAAGACCCUAGACACGUCUACUUUUCAAUUAAGUCACUGAAAACUGACUCUGGAAGUUAUGGCAGUAAAUGGACACACCCACACACCAAUCAAGUCUUUAACAAACCAACCAAAUGAGGCUGGAGAUAUAGCUCAGCUGGUGAAAUGCUUGCCUAACGUGCACAAAGUUCUGGGUUUGAUCUCUAGCGCUGUAUAAACUGAGAGUGGUAGUGCACACCUGUAACAUCAUAGGCCAGGUGUGUGACGGCCGUUAGCUUCAAGAAGAUUUACAGUCAAUCAGCAUACCUCACUCCUGAAAGACAGAAAUGUCUGUGAGCUGUGGAAAUUACAGGACAACUAGACUCAAAUGGGAGGAGUAAACAGAAAGUAAAGUGCCAGAAUUUGAGUUAGAGAAACUCAUCUUUUAAAGUAUCUUGGAACAAAUAGUUUUUCUAAUAUAAUGUAACAAUGGUAUAGUAUACAUUUUCCUGCCAAAGAAUGCAAAAUAAUUUAAAUUAUGCCAACAAAAGUUCGACUAGAAUAGAAACUAGAGUAAGACCACAAGUACAAGAAAUCCAAAGCAGAUUAAAGAAAACCUCAGAACAAAUACACCACAGCUGACUCUAGAUGUCAGCGUUGUGCCAACAAAAAAAUACAGCACAAGCGAUAGAGAAGACCAGGCACUUAUUAACCAACUUGAAAGGGAAAUGCCACAUGGGGCCUGGCCUGGCACAGCAAAGCUAUUUAUGGUUUUCUUUACCAUUUCACUAAGAAAAUGUGCUAUGAACUGUUCUUUGAAAACUACUAAGGUGUAAGCAAUAAAGUGCUCAUUAGUAUGCAUUUAUCAUUAAAAAUGAAUCACAAUGUAUUUUUCAUUACGGUCUCUUUUAAAGUGAUAUUAAAUGAUGUGGUGGGUGCAUGUGUGCACAGGUGCCUGCUGUCACAGCACACAUGUAGAAAUCAGAGCAAGCCUGGGUGUAAGUCCUUCCCUUCCAUCUUGUUUACAAUAGGGCCUCGUUGUUGCUCACUGCUGCAUAAGCCAGGCUUAGCUGGUCUGGGAGUUUCUGGGGAUGCUCCUAUUUCUGCCUACCAUCUCACAGCAGGAGCACUGAAAUUACAUGCUACUGCAGCUGGCUUUACAUGAGUUCUGGGGAUCUGAACUCAGGGCCUCACCCUGGUGCAACAAGUACUUUUACCCACACUGAGCCACCUCCCUAGCCCAAGGCUUAUUCUUUUUAAACAUAGAUACAAUUUUAAAGUAUUUUAAGAUUUCUUUGGAAGAGUCUUACACUGAUGGCUCAAAUCAGUGAUACCCGACUUUUCUGCUACCAUGUGACCCCUCCCCCAUGGAAAGGGACAGGAAGGAGCAAAUAACCUCAUUUUAUUUGUGUGUGUACAUGUGUAUACUUAUGGUUGCCCAUGAGCUGUGUGGUAUAUGCAAAUAUGUGCAUAUGUUUGUAUCUUACACACAAAAAUAGAAAUAAAA